CCGGUGCAAUGAGGCUGUAGAAGCUGCAGCAGCAACAGGUUAUGAAGGGCAAAGAAAGCAAGAAAGCGAGCGAGUAAGCAAAGCAAGCGAGCACAGCCUCCUCUCCUGGCUCUAUUCAUCUGCUGCUGCUGCUGCUGGAGGGGGAGGCCGGUCCAGGCUUGGCCCCCUCCCCUCUUCGCUCCUGAUGGGGUUUGCACGGCUGUAGCGGAGAUGAGCUGAUUUGCAGAGGAUUGUCAAGAUGGCUUCUACAAACACCAGGAACAGCUUGUACAAUGAAGAGAGAAAUUUGCUCCGCAUCCAAGCAAAAGAGAGGAGGAAUCAGGAAGCUCUCCAGGAGAAAGAAUCAUUCCCUGCUGAUAUCCCUCUCUUUGGAGAACCUUACAAGAACAACAAAGCAGAUGAGCUAUCCAGCCGGAUUCAGAAGAUGUUUGGCAAUUACGAAGAGAUGAAGGAGCUUAUCGCCAUCAAGUCUCAGCAAGAUUUCAUAGGGGUCCCCACAAGCGUCAUGUCUCUGAUCCCUCAGCGCAAGCCAGAUCGUCCACUCUUGCCUGAAAAGACCAGCAGUGUGGUACCCGCCUCAUUCCAGAAUGGUAGCCAUCACCGCAAGCCCUUGGGACCCAUUGCUUCGGGUGCUCCGUCUGCGGGCAACUCUCUGCACCACCAAAAAAUUCACUCAAGGAUAGAACUGGCCUCACAAAGCGGUGGGCUGCCCAGCAACCAGAGGCGAAGUCAGGAGCAGACCCGCAAGACUCAAGAAGUCCAGAACAGCAGAAGCCAGAAGAAGAAUGAAAGAUGCAUUGAAGAAGCCCGCAAGCUGCAGCCCUCCCUUUUGGAACUUUCUCCCUUGCUGUCCUCGCUGUCUUCCCCUGUAGCUCCCUUGUCGCCUCUACAUUCCAGCCAACGUGUCAAUUCCAGGUCUCUCGGCAGCAUCAACAAAAACCACGGGCAGAAUAGCUCCCCUUCUCUGGAGCUGGUGGCUGGAACACGUGAGAAUGAAACCCAGGACAGCUUGAGUGCUCCUGUAGCCGUUGCUGCCCAGCCUUCCUCCCAGACUUUCCCCGGAUCGUUGUCAUCAAAAACCAGUGCAAUACAGCAGAAACCGACUGCCUACGUGAGGCCAAUGGAUGGUCAAGAUCAAGCUCCGGACGAGUCGCCGGAGCUCAAGCCACUUCCGGAGGAAUACCACGAACAGUCCUACGGGAAAAUAGCAAACGUGAAAACAAACGUCAAGCCCAAUUUGCCCAGCUUGCCCAAAUUGAAAAUACCUGUUGAAGCGACUGAGCAAUCGUUCUCCAAUGAAGUCCAUUGUGUUGAAGAAAUUUUAAAGGAAAUGACCCAUUCAUGGCCACCUCCUUUGACAGCCAUCCAUACUCCUAGCACAGCUGAGCCUUCAAAGUUUCCUUUCCCUGCAAAGGAAACCCAGCAUGGUGGAUCAGUCUUACAGAGCCAGAAGCAGUAUGAUGCACCUUCUAAGACGUCUAUUUCUCAGCAAGGAAAAUCAAUGCUACAUGAAGACCUUGAGAUCAGCGAUAGUGACGAGGGUGACGAUGACCAAGUCAGUGUUUCUGAUAAGCCGUCUUCCUCAUCCACUCCUCCAAGUGCCCCACAAUCACAGCCUGAGAGUGUGGCAUUGGCACAUUCCAGCAGUCCAGAGUCUGGGAGCACAAGCGACUCGGACAGUUCCUCUGACUCUGAGAGUGAGAGCAGCUCCAGUGAAAGUGAAGCAAAUGAUCCCCCAACAAGAGCAUCCACACCUGAGCCCGAUCCACAGACAUCCAACAGAUGGCAGCUGAACAACUGGCUGAUCAAGGUGAACCAGCCGGUGUCUCCCACCGAGAAUUUCCUUCAGGAUGACCGCAGCAGGGGGAGUCUCCAGGAAGACAAGGGGCAAGGGAAAACUUGCAGCGGCGGCAGCAGCAAAAGGGAAUGCUCACAGCCGACAGAUGGACACUCGAAAACUGCCAGCAAAGCACCCCGGUCAGCUCAAGAGGUACACCUCCCUACCAAGCGCAGCUACCAGAAGUCUCCGGUGCACACAGAGGAACCCCAGUUCCACCAGGUCGUGGGCAGUAAGCAGCCCAGGAAGUCCAGCAAAGUCGCGGCACCGGAGGAACCGAAGCGAGGCCUGACGGUAGAGAGUGAGCCGCCCGGUCUGUAUGGGGCGAAGGACCAGUCUUCCAAAGACAAGCCCAAGGUGAAAACGAAAGGGCGGCUGAAGUUUGGCGACAAGAAGGAACUGAAGCUGGCAGUGCCGGAGCCGGCCGAGAAGAAAAAGCACAAGAGCUUGCACCAGGCCACUGUUAAAUUGUUCUCGGACCGGGGUGCUGCAAAAGACAGUGCGGCUGGCAGCGCCCUGGAGCUGUUGCCCCUCAGCCCUUUGAGCCAGAGCCCCAGGGUUUCCGCCACCAGCAGAACUAGCGGCACGAAACCAGCUGUUGUGGUAAGAGAGGACAAGGACAAGUUUCUCUUGCCUAUCAGGGAUAAGAAGUUGCUGUCGCCCUUGAGGGAUUGCCCGGUCCCUCCCUCACUUGUGGUUAAAAUUGAGCUUGCUCUCCUCUCGCGGGUCCCACAUCCACCCCGGAAGGGGGGGGACUGUCCCAAAAGACUGGAGGCCAGAGAGAGCCACAGCUUGAAGAAGCAGGAUGCAGACAAGAGGAGACAAGAGGACGCGCCAAGCAAGUCUGUCAAAAAGAGAAAGCAGGAAGAUUCUCUGAGAAACGAUCAGAAAAAAGUCAAGAUGGAUAGAGAAACCAAAUUACCCCCGUUGUCAGGUCACAAAGACUCCAGUAAAAACAAAUUAAAUCUGAGGCACCUAGUAGAUCCCAAGGCUUGCUGGAUUUCAAAGCCAUCAGUAGAGAGACAAACACAAGAGAUGCCACUGCCGCCGCCGCUGCCGCCACCGCCACCGCCGCCGCCACCACCGUUGUCUCCUGCGCAGAAACCAGCCAAGAUGGCCCAGAAGAGGCCAAAGAAUGAAAGCGGUGCCUGCAGCCAGCCUCCUGGUCUCAGUAUCAGCACUGCCAAGAGCAAGGAAAGCCACAAGGAUUCUUCAUCCUCCAAGCACAGGAAACUGGAGGGGAAGCCUUCCGAAAGCUCAAAAAGCAACAAAAGAUCUGCAGAUGAUGUUCCAAAUCCUUUCCCAGUGCCUUCUUUGCCAAAUGGUACCUCCAAGCCAACGAAACCUCAGGGCAAGCCGCACAAACAACAUCCAGUGGAAUUUCACUUAAACGAGGCCAAAAGGUUGAGGCACAAAGCCGACGCAAUGACAGAUGACAUUGGAAAGGCCUUCAAGUACUUGGACGCAGCCCUAUCCUUGAUUGAGUGUGGCAUUGCCAUGGAAUCUGAUCCCCUCUCACCAAAGCCAGCCUAUAGCAUGUUCGCAGAGACCAUAGACCUCAUCAAAUUCAUAAUGACAUUAAAAUACUUUGCGGACUCUUCAACAAACACGCAUGAAAAAAUCUUCAUUGUUUUUUGCAUGCGCUGCCAAGCCAUUCUGUACAUGGCAAUGUUUCGCUACAAGAAGGACACAGCAAUAAAGUAUUCCCGGACCCUUAUUGAACACUUCAAGAGUUCUUCUAGAAUUACACAAGCACCUUCUCCGUGUGUUGCCAGGAGUAUAGGCACACCGUCCCCUCUUUCCCCUAUGCCCUCUCCAGCCGGCUCUGUGAGCUCCCAGACAGGUUCCAGCGCCAGCAGCUGUGGAAGUGGAAGCAUUGGCUCCUCGGUCAACGUUCCUCACUUUAUCCCAACCAUCACUUCUUCCUUUGUUGGCAUCACUUCCUAUAUUCUCUAUGCCUACGAUUUCUGGGAACAAGCUGAUGUUUUGGCCAGGAAGAAUAAGAAGUUUUUCUCCGAGCUCAGUGCUGCCGCCUGCCCUCUCUCGCUGAACAGCACUAUGAUCGAACUGGUACACUACACCCGCCAGGGUUUGCAGUGGCUGAGACUGCAACCAAGUACGCCUUAACUGGUGCUUCGAGGCGAGAGACCCUUGCCUUGGACUCUUUGCACUUUGAAAAGCCUCCAGAAACAGCCUGGUUGGCUGGCUUGUAGGGAUUUAUAAGCACCUGGAACAAGGAUGGAUGGAGCUUGGUGGUAGGGGAUCUGGCGCCACUGGAAAACUUUAAGGACUAUAUUUGCUACGGUGCCAAUAGGCCACCUGGAAGAUAAGAAGUGGAGAAGAGGCCUCAAAAGUGGAGGGUGCCUUUCUUUCUUUCUUUUUUUCAAAGGACAAAGUGCAAUGUUCUCUUUUUCAUUUCUCUUUUUCCCGUCAUGGUUCAAUGUGUCAAUGGUCUAUAAACAUUUCGUUACAUGAAUAACCAGCAGGACAAAAAACGGAAAAAAAACGUACACACAUGAAGAAGUGCCGGUGAGAAGGAAAACCGUCUCCCAAAGAAUUUUCUGCAACACCUCAAAGGAUGCAACGUCCAUGGGCCCAGCAUAGGCUUCAGAUUUGUUUGCCUCUCUUCUCCCCCCCCCCUUUCUUUUAAAUGUAAACCACAAAAUGCAAUCUGUAGCAUGUAUUCUUGUUCCUGGAGGGCGGGAUGGACAGAGACUCACAAAGGAAGCAGGGUUAUCCAGCAGCAAGACCCCACUUUCGUCUAAAUACAAAAUGGCAAAGCUAUCUUCCUCCUUCCCUCUCUCUCUCCACUUGCCAGCCGUAGCUAUUUGUUGCACUACUACCCUUUCCCCCCCCCUUUGAUGGGUGGGCUUGUAGCUCGUGUCAGGCAUACCCAGAUUCUGUAGCUGGCCUGCUCAGCCCCUGCCUCUUCCCUGGUUUCCUUUCUACCUGUGCUGACAGCAGUGUGCCAGUCCCAGCUGUCGUGGUUUUGUGGUAUUGCGGCCAUGCGUGUGGGGCAUUGACAAUCUUGUAUGGGAAACAGGAAAUCCGGGACUGCGUUGUCAGAAGCCUCUUGUGAAUAGAGGAUGCACAGUGUAGGUAUGUUUACCCCCUCCCUAUGGGGUGGCAAGGUGGGGGUGGGUGGGCUGGUUUCCCCUCCCCUACAAAUUUAGUUGAGCAAUACUGCACUAAUGAAUUGAACUGGAAUUGCUUGCAACCACUGUCUUCAGUACUUUAAAAAACGCCGUUCUUUCAGUUCCCCUGUAGUCCAUACAGUGGACGCACUCGACGUUUCAGCAAAGGGGUUUGGUCUUGGUCUUACAGGGCAAGCACAGUUCAUGGUGGCUCUUUUGCACAAGCAGGAAUCUGAGGAGUCCCUGGCUAGCACAGGAAAAGAGGAGUUGGGCAGUCAGGAGGGCUCAUCCUGGCUGUAGUAAGAUUAUUUUUCAGUUUUCGAUCAUUAAAGCAGAAAGAACUUCGUAGCACGCCAUCUCACGCUCUCUGAAAUGGCUGGUUCGGUUUUUGUUUGCACUGGUUAUUGAUGCCCAACUUCCAUGUCUACUGGCGAGAAUGACACCUGACCGUAAGAUUUGGCAUAACCCCUUCCUUUUUAAAAUACUUCCAUUUCCUCAGCAGGAACCUAUCUGUUUGGCCAAUUUUCAAUCCACGUUCAAGGAGAGUAAAUGGCAAUUGUCUUAGAUUUGCAAGCAUAUCCUUGUGUGUCUUUAUAAAAGUCCCAAUUGAAGAGAGGGUCUUCAGGACUGUAGCACCUCUGGCCUAUUUACUGCUCUCUGUUUAGACUAAAACUCAUCAAGGACCCAUUUUUCUGUUCUCCUCCCAACUUGUGCCUUAACUGUCCCAUUUGCUCAUGUCAUCACCUGGCUUUAUGACAGAGCAGUGGGAAUCUCUUCCAAAUAAACUGUGCUUGAGUGCGGCAUCACAGUUUCCUUUACAGCUGACUCCUGAUAUUAAAAUGUCAGUCUGACAUUCUUACAUGUUUGUCCCAUAUAAAACUACAGCUAACUGCCCUGCAGCAUUGAAGCAGUAUUCCUGUUUAGAAGGACCUGUUAUGUACUUGUAGGGUUUGCUAAAAUGUCAAUGGACCUCAUAGCUUCUGUGAUUCAAUAGUAGGGUGUAUUCCUGCAGCUCCCCUCUGGGGAACACAGCCCAGCAAAAGGUCAGCAUGAGGAAGCCGGUCUCAUGGAAAGUUGAAGCCUUAGUUGAUUUCAGGGAAAAGCCACUUUCUCCAAUGGGGAGCAAGUUCCAGAUUUUCAUCCCAGUUUAAUGUUGUUCCUUAGGGGCAGGCAGCCAGGAUCUUCAUUGAUGUGUGGCAGAAUAGUCCACGGAGGGAACAACUUGUCUGGCACCCUGCUUUUUUGGUGCAAUGCAGCCGGAGGAGGGAAGAGUUUAGCAAUGUCCCAUGCCUGCCCCACCCCUGGCUCUUCACACUCCCCUGCCCCUCCUCUGCUUUGGGGCUGCUGGGCAGACCCAGGCCACCAAAUUCCAGAGCUUCUGUUGAAUGCUUAGCUCCUUACACGAGCAGGUUCCAAUCAGAAGUGAUGUGGAAAA
Messenger RNA from Podarcis raffonei (Aeolian wall lizard), 6406 nucleotides. RefSeq names its product ALF transcription elongation factor 1 (gene AFF1). Gene Ontology annotation, biological process: regulation of gene expression. Gene Ontology annotation, cellular component: nucleus; super elongation complex. Lineage: Eukaryota; Metazoa; Chordata; Lepidosauria; Squamata; Lacertidae. The coding region runs from base 239 to 3964 and encodes 1241 amino acids. The transcript has 23 exons. The record is from RefSeq and is a predicted model, not a curated record.